This is a messenger RNA of Electrophorus electricus (electric eel), 2020 nucleotides long. RefSeq names its product surfactant protein Ba (gene sftpba). Gene Ontology annotation, biological process: sphingolipid metabolic process. Gene Ontology annotation, cellular component: lysosome. The record is from RefSeq and is a predicted model, not a curated record. Lineage: Eukaryota; Metazoa; Chordata; Actinopteri; Gymnotiformes; Gymnotidae.
CAGUUUUUCAAUCCAGAGACUGACCAUGGGCAUGGACACGCUGAUGCUCACAAUCCUGAUAGCCCUGCCACUCUUGGGAACUGCCAAAGCGAGAUCUGUCGAUGGAGAAACUGUGCAAGCAGUUGACACAUCUGCUGGUGAAGUUCUGGAUGAUGAUUCCUGUCAGGACUGCAAACAAAUUAUAGAGUUGCUGAAGCAUCUGAUGUCUGAUCAGCAGUUCCAGGCCAAGCUGAAGCACUCUCUGGAGAGCCUGUGUGACUCGCUCCCUGGGGAGAUAUCCCAGCUGUGCCGUGAGCAGAUCGAGCAGAACCUCCCCCUGACGCUCAGCUUCCUCAGUAACAUGAUGAAGCCUGAUGAAGUUUGCGCUUACUUGGGAUUAUGUGACCACCAGUUCAGAGGUCAGAUCCAGGACUUCAUGGACCAUAUGCACAAAACCAUCAGGAUGCCCACAUUCAGCAUCUAUGCCACAGUCCCUUGUACACUCUGCACAUAUGUUCUGAAGGUGCUGGAAUGUCUCUUACCCAAAGCACAGACAGAGGCUGUGGUCGCCGGCCUGCUGGGACCGGUGUGUGGUUUGCUUCCUACCCUCAUGCGGGGCCAGUGCACACGGAUGAUUCAGAAAUACGUGCAGCUGCUGAUUGACAUGUUGCUGAACUCUGCAUCCCCCAACUCCAUCUGCACUCUCGUCCAUUUGUGCCAAGGCCUGGAAAAACCAGCCAAAGUCUCUCCAGUGAAAUCCGUUGUCUCCGACUGUGACUCAUGUCUUACUCUGGCCGUUCUAUCUCGUCUGCGUCUCGGCUUCAAUGCCUCUGAGCUCCAAGCUGCUUCCUUCCUACGCACAGUCUGCCAGUCAUAUCCCGGUGUCCUGCAGCAGUGUGAGCCCUUUACUCAGCGCUAUGGAAACCAGCUUCAAGGAAUUCUGGGUAAAGAGGAAGCAGCUCUAGCCAUGUGUGAGAGGGCUAAACUGUGUGCUAGGAAGGAGGAGACUUUUGUUGGUGGUGACCCCUGUUCUAUGGGCCCCAGCUACAGCUGCAGAGACCUGCAGACAGCAGAGAGAUGCAGGGUGGUUUUUUUCUGCCAGAGGACCGUGUGGAACUAGAUGUGAGCUCAAGAUUCUCAUCUGCCUUGCAAAACAUGACAGUUCUGAUAUCAUCCAUCAGUUGUCAUUACGAUCUCAAACAUUUAGACAUGCAUCAGUCUGUUACAGUCCUGAACAAGUACAGAUCCAUUUCUUCCUCUAUAAACACUUGUACAGGGGUUACUGCAGUUACAGGAACCUCAGUGAUGUGGCUGUUGGUUCAUACAAUGCUGUACCAUUCAUGUUUCUUACUAAUAAUUGUAAGUCAUGCACAUUCAAAUGACACAUACUUCAUGGUCCCACUAUAGUCUGUGUUCCACUCGGUUUCUGAUAAAUUCAAAGGAGAACAAGUUUACCUUCUGUGCGGCAGACGUGAACCUCUCACUGGCCCUGUUAUCUCCUCGUAAAACACACAUCAGCUUCUUAAAGGUGGUUUUCUGAAAGAACUUUGACCUUUGCCUCUUCCCCUAGAGACACGACGGUCUUGUUUUACUAAUCUGUACUGCGUGUUUACCAUGAGCUGUGAUCUGUAUUACACAUAACUGCGGUCUCUGCUAGUGCUGGGUAAAUAAGAAAAUGACUGAGUAUGUAAAGAAACAUGUUUUGACUUUUUUUCCAGCCAGUGAGCUGACCGACAUCUGAUUUACACAGGAUUUUUUGGUACUUAUACAAUCACCAUAUAUAGUAAGCAAGACAGAUUAUUUAGAAAUGGCCACACAGGAUUUAUGCAAGUUUUAGAUAAAGUGGCGUUUGAGUUCUAUUACCCACUGGACCCCACUAGAUGAGUGUUGGUCUCCUUCUCUUCCAGUGUUUAAGAUAAAAAAUAAAUAAAUUAAAAAAGCUUCACGUCACCUUGUUCUUCCAAUAUGCUAAUACUCAAUCACUUAUAUUGAUAUAAAGUGGUACAUGAUUGUCAAGUGUGUUAUUAAAUCCAAAAGCCUU